Messenger RNA from Scaptodrosophila lebanonensis, 1792 nucleotides. RefSeq names its product hormone receptor 4. The coding region runs from base 67 to 1572 and encodes 501 amino acids. Lineage: Eukaryota; Metazoa; Arthropoda; Insecta; Diptera; Drosophilidae. The record is from RefSeq and is a predicted model, not a curated record. Gene Ontology annotation, molecular function: protein binding. Gene Ontology annotation, biological process: cytoskeleton organization. The transcript is spliced from 2 exons.
AAAACUUUUCGGCUUUUAAAUACUGUUGGUUUUGUGUAAAAAUCUAGUACAUUUUAAUAAAAAAAAAUGGUCAACAAUCGUUUAACUGAGCAGCUUGUUGAGUCGCGAUCGAAGUGCUCAGACUUUCGCCAAGCAGUGAAGUUGAACGCAUGGGGCAGCGAUCUCGACGAUAUAUCCAUAUGCCUCGACAUGCCGCGCCUAGAGGUGCUGGCGCUCAGUGUCAAUAAGAUUAACACACUUAGCAGCCUUAAGAAUUGCCACGAGUUGAAGGAGCUGUACUUGCGCAAAAAUGAGAUACCAGACUUUAGCGAGCUUAACUAUCUAAAGAACGCUCGAAAUUUGACGUCAUUGUGGCUAGAGGGCAAUCCAUGCUCCGAUGCGGCUGGCUCUGAGUACCGCGCUUGUGUGUUGCGCAUGCUGCCUCAAAUCAAAAAGCUGGAUAAUAUUGAGGUCACCGACAAAGAGUUACAGGCUGCUUUAAGGCAUGAGCGUUACACAGUGCCACGUCAAUCUGAACCAGCAAAGGCACCGGAGCCAGUCAACCCCAAGCGUGCUGCUGCACAAGCGCGUCGCGAAGAACGGGAACGCGAGAGAGAACGUGAGGAGGAGAUCGAACGCGAAAGAGAGCGCGUUGCCACAUCAAUAGCUAACAUUGGCUCCAGCAAUUGCGCCCAACCGACAUCCCAACGCCAACAACAUCCUACUUCUCGUCGCCCUGCUGAGAUCGCACUCGCCUUACAUGGUGUACCCUCCCGUCGCCACAUACAAUCGAGCAAUGACGUCACCAACAUACUAGGCCACUCCUGCGUCAUUCAGGAUCAGUCCCCUUCAAUACAAGCACAGAGUCCGAGUUCGGCCCAAGCAGUGCGUGUGCAGCCGGAUCUGGUUGUCGAUGUGACAUCGCGUGUCAACGAAGUACGCCGUUGUAUGCAGCAGCCGCCGCAAGAGUUUCACGGAGAUCAUGCUCACGCUAGCUGCUCCAGUGCUGCAACGGCCGCCGCAGCCUCUGCUGCCGCAGCUGCCGUCGCUAAUGCGGCAAGGCAGCACGUAGUUCAUUCCCGACAACGAAACGCUGUUGCGACUGCUGCUACUGCAGCAGCCGCUGCAGCUGCUGCCGCUGCCGUCGCACAAGUGCGCCAGGAAACCACGGAGAACUUGCAGUACCAUCCUUUUGGAGGCCUUCCGCCGGGUGACGGAGACACAACUACAGCUCUCAAUAGCUCGCCGCCAUCCUCCACUUUCUUGCGUAUCGCCUCGGGAGGCUCUGCUCGUCCAUUGACUGAGGGUCGUCUUUUUGAACUGGUUGCCGCCGUACCGCCACAGGCACCACAGCCGCCACUAAAUGUCACAAAUUCUUCAAUGUAUUUUCCCGCAGGCAGUGCCGGUGGACUAGUUACCGCCACACAGACCCAGUUCGAUGUUCGAGAUCCACGCCGCGGACUGCGCCGCAACGCCAAUUUGCUGUCGUCUGCCUUGUGCCUCAUACGCGAAAUGGACGCUACUAGUCUAGAGGUGCUCAGCAACGCCAUUCAUGAUCAUGUUCUGAACAAUCCGCAACCUAAUGAUGAGUAAAACUCUGAGAGAUAGAACGGGCCCAACCCACCUCGAUGUUAAAACCAAUCAUGUCGCUCCCGAUCACGCUCAAUGUGUUACUCCAUUGAAUCCAACCACAACAAUCCAUGGCGUUUGAUUUGCGGCAUAGCAGUCUAAAUUUAAAUCCAUGUGAACUUGAAUUUCAUGUUUAUUCUGUUCGAAACGGAGCCGUAUGAAUAAAUUAUCGUGUGAAAAUAGA